This is a messenger RNA of Phlebotomus papatasi, 1879 nucleotides long. Its product is annotated as 5-hydroxytryptamine receptor 1A-alpha-like. Gene Ontology annotation, cellular component: membrane. Lineage: Eukaryota; Metazoa; Arthropoda; Insecta; Diptera; Psychodidae. Gene Ontology annotation, molecular function: G protein-coupled receptor activity. The transcript has 6 exons. The record is from RefSeq and is a predicted model, not a curated record. Bases 234 to 1751 code for a protein of 505 amino acids. Gene Ontology annotation, biological process: adenylate cyclase-activating G protein-coupled receptor signaling pathway; G protein-coupled adenosine receptor signaling pathway.
AGUCAGUGUGCAAAGUGCGAUUGAUGUGCAAGUAAAUCCAAAGAACGGAGUGGAAUUUUGAGUAUAAUUCUCAACUUUUCGCGAUAUGAUUUAUGAACUAUUGCAGUUUUUCAACCCCUAAAGACAAUGCCAUGCGAACAUUGUGAAAAAUGCUGACAUCGAAAAUUGUGAACAAACAUUUGUCGAAAGUUCAUUAGGACAAGUGAAAGCAUCCAAAGUGAGAGUGAUAUAAAAUGGAUGAAUCCAUCAUGCCAAUCUUUGCGGAUCGUCUUCGUAGUGCAGACACACUCAUUUACGAAAUUGAAACCACUUUGGGAUUGGAUACAGUCAACUCCACAUCUGCUCCAUCAGUGUCAACCACAUUGCGUCUCUACGAUAUCUUCAUUCCCCUCCUUGGUGUCUUCAUAAUUGUGUUAAACUUGGCAGUGGUUAUUUCCAGUGGAUUGAUCUUGAAAAGAGGUCAGCAGCCAAGAAGUACUUAUAUGUUUCUGGGAAAUGUGGCUCUCUCGGAUUUAGUGACUGGAAUAGCUGUGCUCUUUGGCCAAUUCUAUCCUCGGCAGUAUCGAGAUGAGCAUUCAUGUGCCAUUCAAAUUGGAAUGAUUGUGUCAUCUACAGUAACAUCUGUAUACAGCGUAGGUCUUAUUGCCAUAGACAGAUUUCUUUAUAUUCUCUACGGGUUACAGUACCAAAGGUGGAUUUAUCCCAAUAGAACGCGAAUACUCAUACUCUUUACAUGGAUUCUCGGUUUGAUAAUCGGAUUCCUGCCGGCCAUGGGAUGGCGUGGAGACACUGACAAUGGUCGUGUAUGUUGGUUUAUAGUGCUAGCACCACCAGAAUUGGUGCUUUUGACCACCAUUCUGGGUCUUUUGCCCAUCCUUCUUGUGGUAGUACUGUACAGCAUUAUUCUAUAUCACGCUCUUCGCCGAGUGAUCGAAUUGAAGAAGGCCACCCACCAGCAAAUGGGGGUGCAAACUGGAACACUCAGAAUGCACGUGGGAACCUCCACCCAAACACUAAACGAUGAGACUGUUGCAGCAGGAACAGUAGCCAGCACGUCUGAUACAGAAGAGCCUUUGCAGCCACGUAGGAGGUUCCUCCGAUUCCUAUCACGGAGGAGAACAAAGGCGAGGGCAAAUGUGCGGCAGACAACCGGAAAAUCACCCAGUAAAUGGAAAGCAAUUAAAGUGGUGCUAUUUACCACGGGGAGCUUCGUUUUCACCUGGAUACCAUACUUUAUAGCAUCCACAAUGUACGUGAAUUGCGAUCCUCAGGCAACCCCUGAAUUUUGCACAAGUCUCCGAAUUGCCAUUGCCAGUCCACUGGCAAUUCUUGGGUUUGCCAAUAGUCUCCUCAAUCCCAUUAUCUAUGCGUGGUGGCACAAUGGAUUCCGAGAGACAAUGAAGAAAAUCUGCUGCGGUCGAUGCCUCAAGACAUCAGAAGAACGUGGUAGUUCUAGUUCUCAGAGGGAUAGAAGUACUCCUGCCACAAAUGCCAACACCACAGUAUUUGGCCCAUCAUCCACAAGUCAUUCCAGUGAAGUUACCAGACCCACCAGUGAGAGCGACACCGAUUUGCCUCAGCAAUCUUCCGACAAUUCUGACAUUGAGAGCAGUAAAACUCCUCGUGGUAGAGCCAAAAUCAAUCCCCUACCCGACAUUUCACCUACCACAAGAUCAUCAUCGCCCGCAACAUUCAUGACACAAUCCCCGGAAAAUGGGGUAAGCAACAGAAGUCGAAAGUAUAGCUCUUAAGACUCAAUGUUAUAAUCGAAUUUGCCCCAAGGGGACUACAAUCAAUUAUUAACACAAGGAGACGUCUUUUGUAACAUUGUAGAAAGCAAUUUAUAAUUCAAUAAAGUUAGAUUUAUAUAAGUUUAUUU